This is a messenger RNA of Adineta steineri, 648 nucleotides long. The record is from the annotation of a GenBank genome assembly. Lineage: Eukaryota; Metazoa; Rotifera; Eurotatoria; Adinetida; Adinetidae.
AUGACUACUUCAGUUUCAAGCCAUAAUCAGGAUGAUGUGCAAUCCAUACAACGUCAAAUUUAUGAGAAAAAAACAAGUAUACUUGAUUCAACACGUCGUAUGCUUGGUUUGAUCAAUGAAUCUGAAGUUGUUGGUACAAAUACUGCCGCUGAACUACUUGAACAACGAGAAAAAUUAGAAAAUAUUGAAAAACGUUGUGAUGGAAUUGAUAAUAAUUUGGUUGAUGCCCAAAGAAACUUAAAUAAAUUAGGUUCCGUAUUUGGUGGAAUUAAAAAUUAUUUUAGUCCACCAAAAAGUACUUUUCCAAAAUCAAUAUCGCAACCGCAAAUUGCCGCAAAAAAGAAACCAACUCCAACUCUACAAGCGGCAGCAACAGCUGCUGAUACACGUCCAACCAAUACAAAAGAUGAUACUGAUACGUAUUUUGGAAAAUCACGAAGUACUAUGGAUGAUAUGGAACGUGAAACUGAAGAUGGAUUACAUGAUGUUCAUCAAGGUGUUAAUCGUCUUAAAUAUCUUGCAAUGCAAAUGAAUCAAGAACUUGAAAGCCAAAAACCUUUAACUGAUCGUCUUGCUGGAAAAUUGGAAGUACUUGAUAAUGAAGUAAAGAAGAAAAAUACACACAUGAAAUCAAUUUUAUUACGUUAA